CACAGUUUUAGGAGAACUUCACUCAGUCGUCCAUCCCUAUGUGGAGAGGAGUCAAAUCUUUCCUCUUUCAGUCCGACAGCAUCAACAGCAGGCUUCUACCUUUAAAAUCUCAGAGCAGAUCUAAACUUCAAUCAGACGAUGAGGAGCAGUGUGGGGCUAUGUGUGCUGGGCCUGCUGUGCCUCCACAGAUCAGUCUUUGGGCAGGCAUUGGAUGUUCAGCCCGGCGUCCUGAUCUUCUGUGACGACGCAUCUGUGGAGACGGCCGUCAACAGCGCUGUGAACAAGUUCAACGAGAGGUUGAGCACCGGACACAAGCUGGCCCUCUUUCAGAUACUAACAGCUAGUAAGUCAGAGAAUGGCUCCGACUCGGUGUACUCACUAAAGUUCACCGGUAGGAGGAGUGACUGUCAAGCUGGGAGCAGCAAACCCUGGAGAGACUGCGACUAUCUAUCUUAUGGACACAAGGAGCCGUUUUCAUGCAGUGCCACUGUCUACAUGACAGAGACUGAUGCAGACACUAAGCAGGUGGAUUGCCUGCACAACGAUGCCGUCAUUCCAGAUAAAGCGGCCUGUUUGGGCUGCCCUGUGGAGAUCGAUGGGAACGCAGAUGACCUUAAGACGCCUCUACUUUUCUCCAUCUCCAAGUAUAACUCCAUGUCCGACUCUACUCACUUGUUCAACCUGCACAGAGUCGGCUACGCCACUAGACAGGUGGUUGCCGGUUUCAGGUACAAGCUGAGGUUUGAUAUGAAGAGGACUACCUGCGCCAAGGCUGAACACAAAGACAUCAAUGAUCUGUGUGUCCCUGAUGAUGAGAAUAUGGAGUUCGCUAACUGUAACUCCACAGUGGAUGUAGCACCAUGGAGAUUCGAAUCCCCACAGGCCCAUAUAAAUUGCGAAGCAGGGCUACUUUCUCCCUCGUUGUUCACCAGGCGUCGUCCCGCUGGCUGGUCUCCACUCAGGAACAUUCUGUUUGAAGUUACCUCCUCCUCCACAUCUCCACCUCCAUCUUCAGUGCCGCCCACCAAAGCUUCAGUCAAAAAAGAAUCCUCUGAGGAGGACACCACAGCCUCCAAGCUGACGACCCCUCCAGAUGUGGCCUCAGAAGAUGUGAUUGCCAGCCUCUUCCACUGCCCAUCCAAGCCCUGGAAACCUUUCAAUCCGGUCGAUUCUGCAGCUCCUACGAAGGCGGCCACAGAGGAGGCCCCCCUACCGCCCUCAGCAGACGGGACCUUCAUGGAUACAGACCUGAUUGCAUAAAUGUAUCCUAAAGGGAACCACAUUUACAUUCAAAAUAAUCUCACUUGCCAAACUCUCUCAACCGAUGUAUUUUGUUUAUUUUGUAGACCUCUCUUAUACUAGGUUGCAUUGUUUUUGGAGGAGACGUCAGGGGUGUAAUGCAGAUUUAAAACACAAAAGGGUUAAGUUAAUAAAAUAACCAGUUAAGUGAUAAAACCUAUUUUCUUUUUGGUCCUGUAACUCCUCGGAAAGCACUGGAAAAAAGGACUGAAAUGAUUACAGAGCUCUAGACUGUUAGCAAAUGAAUUGCUGUUUGAGGGAAAACUGGUGUCAGUGUCUUUUGAGUAAAUUUGAAGUAAUGAGUGAUAUAGUCGUUUUGGUUCAUAAGAGAGGUGAAAGAAUUGAAAAAAGUACAUUGGAAAUCUGUCAUUCUCAAAAUGGAAACAAACAAUCCAAAAUAAAAUAUAGCUAUGUUA
Anoplopoma fimbria (sablefish) is the source of this 1715-nucleotide messenger RNA. RefSeq names its product kininogen 1 (gene kng1). The record is from RefSeq and is a predicted model, not a curated record. Gene Ontology annotation, molecular function: cysteine-type endopeptidase inhibitor activity. Lineage: Eukaryota; Metazoa; Chordata; Actinopteri; Perciformes; Anoplopomatidae. The transcript has 9 exons. Gene Ontology annotation, biological process: negative regulation of endopeptidase activity; positive regulation of cytosolic calcium ion concentration; negative regulation of blood coagulation. Gene Ontology annotation, cellular component: extracellular region; blood microparticle. Bases 139 to 1260 code for a protein of 373 amino acids.